AUGUCUGAUUUACCAUCUCAAAUGAAUGAUCUCAGCCUGAGCGGCGGAUCCCGUCAAAGAUACGUUCCCCCUCACAGAUCCCGUGAUGGCAGCGACCAUGCAGACCAGUUCGACAACUCCUACGGUGGAUACGGUAGAGGCAGAGGUGGCAAUGGCUACGGCAACAGAGGUGGAAACGGUGGCUCAAGAGGCGGCUACUUUGGAAACAACGGCGGAUACGGCGGCAGAGGCGGCCAAGGCCAAGGCAAAUUCAGCAACGGUGGAAACUACAAGUCUGGUCCAAGACCAGGUGAAGGUAAAUUCGUUGAUGGCGUGCAAGUUCCAGGUGCCAAGGAUGCCAAGCUUGAGGCUGAACUUUUUGGAAGUGCCGAAGAACCAAAGAUGUCUUCUGGUAUUAACUUUGACAACUACGACGACAUCCCAGUCGAGGUCAGUGGUGAUAACGUUCCUGACGCCAUUACUUCCUUCACUUCUCCUCCUUUGGACCCUCUUUUGGUCGAGAACAUCGAGCUGUCCAAGUUCACCAAGCCAACCCCAGUGCAGAAGUACUCCGUUCCAAUCGUGAAUGCCGGUAGAGAUUUGAUGGCUUGUGCCCAGACCGGUUCCGGUAAGACUGGUGGUUUCUUGUUCCCAGUCCUUUCGCAAUCCUUCAUUAGCGGACCAGCCCCAAUUCCAGAGGAGACCAACGUCUUUUCCAGAAGAAGAGCCUACCCAACCGCCUUGGUUUUGGCUCCAACCAGAGAGCUUGUCUUGCAAAUCUACGAAGAGGCCAGAAAGUUUGCCUACAGAUCGUGGAUGAAACCAAGCGUGGUGUACGGUGGUUCCGACAUCAACCAACAGAUCAGAACCCUGCAAAGAGGAUGCGACUUGCUGGUGGCAACCCCAGGUAGAUUGAACGAUUUGCUGGAGAGAGGAAAGAUCUCUUUGAGCAACAUCAAGUUCUUGGUUUUGGACGAAGCCGACAGAAUGUUGGAUAUGGGUUUCGAGCCCCAGAUCAGACACAUCGUCCAGGAGUGUGACAUGCCAGGCGUUGAAGAGCGUCAGACCCUCAUGUUUUCCGCUACCUUCCCAAGAGACAUCCAGAUGUUGGCCAAGGACUUCCUCAAGAACUACCUGUUCUUGGUUGUCGGCCGUGUCGGUUCCACCUCAGAGAACAUCACCCAGAGAGUUCUGGCCGUUGAGGACAUGGACAAGAAGUCUGUUCUUCUAGAUAUUCUGGCAUCCGGAGAGGAUGCUGGUACCGGUUUGACCCUGAUUUUCGUCGAGACCAAGAGAAUGGCCGACAUGCUCUCGGACUUCCUCAUCAACCAGAAUUUCCCAGCCACUUCUAUCCACGGUGACAGAUCCCAAGGCGAGAGAGAAAGAGCCUUGGAUAUGUUUAGAUCCGGUAAGACCCCAAUCUUGGUUGCUACUGCUGUUGCUGCUAGAGGUUUGGAUAUUCCAAACGUUACCCACGUCAUAAACUACGACUUGCCUAACGACAUCGACGACUACGUUCACCGUAUCGGUCGUACCGGUCGUGCUGGUAAUGUCGGUAUUGCUACCGCUUUCGUCAACCGUGGUGGUAACAAGAGCGUUAUCAAGGACUUGAUUGACAUUUUGUCCGAGGCCAACCAGGAGGUUCCAGAUUUCUUGCACUCCAUUGCCAGAGACACCUCUGGUGGAAGAGGCGGCAGAGGCGGCAGAGGCGGAAGAACUCAGACCAGAGACUUCCGUAGAGGUGGAAGCUCCGGUUACGGUGGUGGAUCCAGCGGUGGAUACGGAAACUCCUACGGUGGAUCCAGCGGUGGAUACGGCGGUGCUUCUGCUGGCUACGGCGGAGCUGCCAAGGCCUCCUACGGUCAAAGCUCGUACCAGUCCUACGGUAACCAGAGCGGUGCCUCGUCCCAAUGGUGGUAA
Kuraishia capsulata CBS 1993 is the source of this 1899-nucleotide messenger RNA. RefSeq lists its product as uncharacterized. The transcript has a single exon. Lineage: Eukaryota; Fungi; Ascomycota; Pichiomycetes; Pichiales; Pichiaceae. Bases 1 to 1899 code for a protein of 632 amino acids. Gene Ontology annotation, molecular function: RNA helicase activity; ATP binding; RNA binding. Gene Ontology annotation, cellular component: nucleus. The record is from RefSeq and is a predicted model, not a curated record.